Messenger RNA from Chinchilla lanigera (long-tailed chinchilla), 1692 nucleotides. RefSeq names its product coagulation factor VII (serum prothrombin conversion accelerator) (gene F7). The record is from RefSeq and is a predicted model, not a curated record. Gene Ontology annotation, biological process: proteolysis; blood coagulation. Bases 78 to 1415 code for a protein of 445 amino acids. The transcript is spliced from 8 exons. Gene Ontology annotation, molecular function: calcium ion binding; serine-type endopeptidase activity. Gene Ontology annotation, cellular component: extracellular region. Lineage: Eukaryota; Metazoa; Chordata; Mammalia; Rodentia; Chinchillidae.
CCCUACCUGGCCCGCCCCUCUUGCCCUUUGCACGCCUGCUUCAUCUGGCCAUCCUCGGCCGGGACAGCGAAUUCCCCAUGGCUUCCCCAGGCUGCGGGCUUGCCCUGCUGUGCUUUCUGCUACUGCUUCAGGAGCCCCUGGCUGCAGUCUUCAUAACCCAGGAGGAAGCGCACGGGGUCCUGCACAGGCAGAGGCGUGCCAACUCCUUCCUGGAGGAGCUGUGGCCUGGCUCCCUGGAGAGGGAGUGCAUGGAGGAGCAGUGCUCGUUUGAGGAGGCUCGGGAGAUCCUCAGGACCCCUGAGAAGACGAACCAGUUCUGGGUUACAUACACUGACGGGGACCAGUGUGCCUCAAAUCCUUGCCAGAAUGGGGGCACCUGCGAGGACCACUUCCAGCUGUACAUCUGCUUCUGCCUCCUGGGCUUCAGUGGCCGGAACUGUGAGACAAAUAGGAGCACCCAGCUGAUCUGCGACAACGAGAAUGGAGGCUGCGAGCAGUACUGCAGUGACCGCGCAGGGGACACGCGCGUCUGCCGGUGCCAUGAGGGGUACGCACUGCAGCCGGACAGGGUGUCCUGCACACCCACAGUUGAAUAUCCGUGUGGGAAAAUACCGAUUCUGGAAAAAAGAAAGAACAGCAACAUCCAAGGCCGAAUUGUGGGAGGCCGGGAGUGCCCCAAAGGGGAGUGUCCAUGGCAGGCCAUGCUGGUGUCCAAUGGGGCGCUGCUCUGCGGGGGCUCCCUGCUGGAGGCCGGCUGGGUAGUGUCUGCCGCCCACUGCUUUGACAAGCUGCCCAGCUUGAGGAACCUGUCGGUGGUGCUGGGUGAGCACGACAUCAGCGAGGUUGAUGGGACUGAGCAGGUGCGAAAGGUGACACAGGUCAUCUUCCCGGACACAUACGUCCGUGGCCAUAUCGACCACGACAUCGUGCUGUUGCGGCUGCAGCAGCCUGUGAACCUCACAGACUACGUGGUGCCCCUCUGCCUGCCGGACACGAGCUUCUCCAAGCGCACGCUGGCCAAAAUCCGCUUCUCCCGAGUCAGCGGCUGGGGCCAGCUGCUGGACCGGGGCGCCAAGGCCCUGGAGCUCAUGGCCAUCGAAGUGCCGCGGCUGAUGAACCAGGACUGCCUGGAGCAGUCUCAGUGGAGGAACAGCUCACCCGCAAUCACCAAAAACAUGUUCUGCGCCGGCUACUUGGACGGCAGCAAGGACGCCUGCAAAGGGGACAGCGGGGGCCCACACGCCACCCAGUUCCGUGGCACGUGGUACCUGACCGGCGUGGUGAGCUGGGGCGAGGGCUGCGCAGCCGUGGGCCAGCCAGGCAUCUACACCAGGGUGGCCAGGUACAUCGAGUGGCUGCGCAGGCUCAUGGGCUCCCCGCCGGUGCGAGGCGUCCUGCGGGCCCCGCUCCUCUAGCCCUGCGCCAGGUCCCUGAGUGCGUCUGUGGCUGGGGCAGAGACCCGGGCACUGCGGGCAGCCGAGAGGGAGAAAGAGACAGAGAUGGAGGGAGAGACUCUGACCAACAUGGAGACGGAGUGAGAGACCGAAGAGGAGCCCCAGGCGGCCACGGCCCAGCUGAGGCAUGCAGGCGCAUGCGCAGACACUGCGCGCCGCAGGGGCUGUCGCUCCCCUUUCCUUCCUGUACUCGCCUCACCCUCGGCUCCAUUAAACGGAAGUGUCAUCCACAGUCGGG